Cololabis saira (Pacific saury) is the source of this 4607-nucleotide messenger RNA. RefSeq names its product ring finger protein 169 (gene rnf169). Gene Ontology annotation, molecular function: nucleosome binding; ubiquitin-protein transferase activity. Lineage: Eukaryota; Metazoa; Chordata; Actinopteri; Beloniformes; Belonidae. Bases 11 to 1612 code for a protein of 533 amino acids. The transcript has 6 exons. Gene Ontology annotation, cellular component: nucleus; site of double-strand break. Gene Ontology annotation, biological process: double-strand break repair. The record is from RefSeq and is a predicted model, not a curated record.
GAGCAGGAAGAUGGCGGCGGCGGCAGCGGCUGCAGCGGCGGCCGAGCGUCCGGCCAGCGCCGUCCCCGACACGUCCCGGCCCGGCCCGGGUCCCGGUCCCGGUCCUGGGCCCGGCCCGGGUCCGGGGGCCAGGACCGGGGCCAGCCCGCCCGACUACCCCGCCAGGAAGGAGCCCAGAGCGGGCAGGAGGGAGCGGGAUCCCCGCAGAGAAUUCUUUGUGUUUCCGGCUCUUCCGAAGUCGGCAGACGUGGUUUCAGGACCGACCGGGAAACACAAGCUGGUUCCUGACGACGAGCUGAAGAGGAGGAACUCCCAGAUCUGCAGAGACGAGUCCGGACCGGUUCUUGGAGAUGAGGAGCUGGGCGUCCGGUCCGACUCGGAGAACGAGGAGCCAAUCAGCAGGAAGAUCAGGAACAUCUCCGCCUUCAUCAGGAAAACCAAGAACUCCUCGUCCCUGAGCAGUGGUUCCCAGCGGAGCCGCAGCUGCACCGACCCGCUGGAGGACCGAGGAGGGAAGAAGAUGGUGGUGCCGCCGGCGGCGCUGAUGGACCGGGUCGGCAUCAGCCACAGCUCGGCGGCGGGAAUCCUGCUGUCGUCGGAGAACAGCCGCUGCCUGUCGGCGCCCGUGACGGCGCCGGACCGGCGCCUGACCUGGCGCGCCGUGCUAACGUCCUCCACGCCGCUGGGCCUCGUCUCCGCCGCGGCGCCGCCGCCGCGCAGCAGCGCCGAGCGCUCCGUCAGCCCCGAGAGCAACGACAGCAUCUCGGAGGAGCUCAACCACUUCAAGCCCAUCGUGUGCUCGCCGUGCACGCCGCCCAAGCGGCUAGCGGACGGCCGGCUAGUGGAGCCCGCCGUCGUCAAGUCCACGCCGCGCAACCUGAGCCGCGGCCCGCGGCCGCUAGCCACCAGCUACGAGGCUAGCGCCGCCGUGCUGCAGAAGUGGCGGCAGAUCGAGCUGGACCGGCGGAGCCUGACGGCCACGAACAAGGCCACGCUGACCAGCCCCGUCCCCGGGGGCGGGGCCAGUGAUGUGGGCGGAGCCAGCGAUGUGGGCGGAGCCAGCAACGGGUGGGAGGAGCCUGGGGGCGGAGCCACCAAGGCGCCGUCCAACAAGAGGAAGCUGCGGUUCGACCCGCCGGCCGAGGCCGAGAGGCCGGUGAAGAUCCGGGUCCCGGCCGGCCGGGCCGGCCCCGCGGGGGGUCUCGCGGGCCCCCCCGGCCCCCCCGAUGGCCGCUCCCCUGGGGGGGCGGCCAUCUUACCACCGUUUACCAGGAACUCGGUUAAACUAGCGCCAAAGGACCGCGGCCGCAACCGCCGCAACCAGAAAACCUCAAAGAGGACGAGGAAGACCAAGAACCGGGACCUGGACCAGGACCAGGACCAGGUCCAGCAGGACCGGGUUCUGGCCCUGAAGCUGCAGAGACAGUUCGACCUGGAGAGCCGGGUCCGCGGCGCCGGCCGAGGCCCCCGAGACCGGGGCCGAGACCAGGACCUGGUCCAGGUCCGAGACCAGGACCAGGUCCGGGACCAGCACUUCCUGAGAUCCUGGAUGACCCAGAACUGCAGGAGAAUCGGACUCCGCCGGUCCAAGAGACUCAGCAAGAACCACUGAGACCGAGACCUGGACCUGGACUUGGUUCUAGACCUGGACCUGGUCCACACUGCAAAAACUCAAAAUCUUACCAGGAAUUUUUGUCUUAUUUCUAGUUAAAAUGUCUCAUUUUUAGUCAAAGAAAAUCUCAUUACACUUAAAACAAGAGUUAUUACCAGAAAAAUAACUUAUUUGACAAUUUUCACCUGUUUCAAGUAAAUUUUCACUUGAAAUACCGUAUUGCCCCGAAUAUAAGACGACCCUGAUUAUAAGACUCCCUCUUUUUCAAGACUCAAGUUUGCAAAAAGACUUUUUGAACACCAAAUUCAAUUUUCAUACAGAAAAUAAUGACAGUACAUCUGAAACAAAUGAUUAUAACAAUAUAUCCGAGAGAAAAAGCCUGUUAUUUUGCCUCGUUCAAACCAUCAUCAUGUUAAAGUUUGCAUCAUAACUUCUCCUCAGCUGCCGGUUUACCUGCCGAUCUUCCACCCUCUUUUCUCGUUUCUGCACUUUCUGUUAUCUCCUCUUAUUUUCUUCUCUUUUCUUUCUUAGUGCUAUUUUUUAUUUUUCUUCUUCGUGACAGGGGUUCCUUUGUCCUGGGGAGUUAAGUUCAGCAUUGCCUUUAAAGAUAUCUGGCGCCAUCUAGUGUUGUGAAUGGGUAUAACGUCUAGACCCCGAAUGUAAGACGACGCCCACUUUUUCAGUCUUAUUUCAAUGAAAAAAAACCGUCUUAUAUUCAGGCCAAUACGGUAAGUAGAAAAUUACAUUACAUCAUUACAAGCAAAAAAAUCUAAAAUGAAUGAAAAUCUGCUUGAAACAGGUGAAAAUUGUUGUUUUUUCCAGUGAUGAGUCUUGUUUUAAGUGUAAUGAGAUUUUGUUUGACUAAAAAUUUGACAUUUUAACUAGAAAUAAGACAAAUAUUCAUCUUAAGAUUGUGAGUUUUUGCAGUGCAGGACUGAGACUGUUGAGCCGCAUUUUGUAAUAAACGUCCAAAAUGUAAUAACUUUUUCAUUUCAUUUUGUAAUAAACUGCCCCAUUUUGUAAUAAAUUUUGCCACAUUAUGUAAUAACAGGGUUCGUACGUUUUGAAAAAACCUGGAAAAGUCGUGGAAUUUGAAAAUGUCGUUUUUAAGUCCUGGAAAAGUUUUGGAAACAUAAUUUCACCCCAAAAGUUUUGGAAAAGUCAUGGGAUUUAUUUUUCUCACUUAAUGAUAACAUUUAGUAAUAACAGCCUAUAAGGUAGAUUUAAAAUUGAUCAAUAAAUAUUUCGUAUCGAAAAGUCUUGCGCGUUUUCACGUAUCAUGCAGAUCGGUUAUUAUUACAGUUAUUAGUUAUAUUACAAACAAAUGGUUAUUUUGUAUAAAACCAUAAUUGUCAUUAAAUCUCCACUGUAGUGACUUUUGACAUAGUUUUAUUCCUAUAUUUCAUUCAUACAUUGAUGUUUUAUUCGUGUAAAGUCAUGGAAACUUGUUGGUUAAAAUGUGUCUGAACCUGAAUAAGUUAUUGCAUUUUGAGAAGAUUAUUACAAAAUGCUAAAUUGCAACUUUUUUAUUUUUCUAGGAAAUGUAAUAACAUGGUGCAUUAUGUAAUAAUACCUAUUAUUAUUAUUAUUAUUAUUAUUAUUAUUAUUAUUAUUAUUAUUAUUUUAUUAUUAUUGUUGUUUGUUUAACAAUGAAUUUAUACAAGAGUGAUUUUUGUUGUUUUUUAUGCAAUUUCCCUCAGAGCUAUGUAGCCCAAUAAAUCUAUGUAUAAAACUCCAAAUAUAACUUUAGUUUCCUAUUUGAAGUUUGGAAUUAUAUAGGUAACAAAUAAACUCUGCUUUAGAAUUGUUAUUACAUAAUGCACCAUGUUAUUACAUUUUCUAGAGAAUAAAAAAGUUGCAAGUGCAUUUUGUAAUAAUCUUCUCAAAAUGUAAUAACUUAUAACAUAAUGUGGUGAAAUUUAUUACAAAAUGCGUUGGGGAAGUUUAUUACAAAAUGAAAUGACAAAGUUAUUACAUUUUGGACGUUUAUUACAAAAUGCGGCUCAACAUGGACCACACUGCAAAAACUCAAAAUCUUACCAGGAAUAUUUGUCUUAUUUCUAGUUUAAAAUGUCUAAUUUUUAGUAAAAAAAUCUCAUUACACUUAAAACAAGACUCAUCACUGGAAAAAACAAUUUUCACCUGUUUCAAGCAGAUUUUCCUACAUUUUAGAUUUUUUUGCUUGUAAUGAGAAGAUAAAUCUUGUUCCACUUGCAGAUUUUUCUACUUAUUUCAAGUGAAAAUUUACUUCGAACAGGUGAAAAUUGUCUGGUAAUUACUCUUGUUUUAAGUGUAAUGAGAUUUUUUUGACUUAAAAUGAGACAUUUUAACUAGAAAUAAGACAAAAAUCCCUUAUUUGACAACAGGAGGCUUAAAAUAAGUAGAGAAAUUUUUUUUGCUUGUAAUGAGAAGAUAAAUCUUGUUCCACUGGCAGAUUUUUUUCUACUUAUUUCAAGUGAAAAUUUACUUGAAACAGGUGAAAAUUGUUGUUUUUUCCAGUGAUGACAUUUCGAUUUUUUUCUCUAUUUCGACUUGUAUCGAUAUUUUGACUUUUUUCUCGACUUUUUUCCAGUGAUGAAUCUUGUUUUAAGUGUAAUGAGAUUUUUUUUUUACUAAAAAUGAGACAUUUUAACUAGAAAUAAGACCAAUAUUCUUGUUAAGAUUUUGAGUUUUUGCAGUGCAGGGAUUUUAAUUAUGCAACAAGGGGACAUUGAUUGGUGUUUAGAGGAGCUGGAGCUGGAUCUGGACCUGAACCUGGACCCACGGGUAAUGCUGGUUCUGAUGGUCCUGGUCCGAGUCCUGAACCAUUUUAAGCCUCUAGUCAUAAAAUCUCACUUUAAUCACGUUCUGUAAUAAAAUCAGGUGAAUUUCUGGGACUGAAGUCGACACGAGAAACUUUGAAACCAGUGGAAAAAACGGUCUGGUGCCAAACUGGUAAUGUAUCUGUAUAUAUAUAUACACUGCUCUAAAGAAUUAAAGGAACAGUUUUCUAUCA